Molecule: messenger RNA, 2274 nt
Organism: Salarias fasciatus (jewelled blenny)
Lineage: Eukaryota; Metazoa; Chordata; Actinopteri; Blenniiformes; Blenniidae
Exons: 15
Coding region: 22-2241 (739 amino acids)
Source: RefSeq, a predicted model, not a curated record
CACCAACCUAGAUGCUCACGGAUGGCAGAAUCAAAAAGACAGAAAAAAACUUUGUCUGACGAGCAAACGAAAAGGAAACGGGAGUGGGACCGAGAGAGAGCUCACUCGCGAGUGAACCUCGGCAGAGCGUUCGCGGAAUGGCAGGAGCUAAAAGAAAGAGAAGGAUGCCAGACGCAUGCAGACUUGGCAAUAUUGUUGUUGGAGAGCUAUAAACGUUGCAAAUCAUCUACCCCACGCAAGACACAAUCAAGUCCUCCGGCUCUACCUGUCUCAAGCAUAAAGGAGGAGUCUGAUCAUGACCACAUACACUCCAUGAGCAUUAAGGAAGAGUCUCCUGAUGAGGGCGAGGCUAGUCAUUUGAGAAUCACAGUUAUUGACAUGGAUGAUUCUUGGAAUGAUCCUGGAAAUGUAAAAGUUGAAGAUAGCUCUGAUGAAGACUUUGUUCCUUCCUUACACUUGCGAACUGUUGGUGCCAAAAUGGAUAAUCUAGAGGAACUAACUGUGGAUGAGGCUGUGCUUGAUUUUGACAUGCCAGAUCCUUCACCAGAUUUAGAUACUUUACCCGAUGACCAGACAAGAGUUGAGACUGAAGAUGACCUAAUCGGCAAAAAAGCCAACAUCACGUACAACGACAACCUCCUCUCCCUUGUCUCGUGCCUAAGACUGCCGGUCCAGAAUUGCAAGUAUGUGGACAAAGUUUCCGGUGCGUCUUGUCCAGGGGUUCAACCUUUCCGCGUUGACCUAAAGCCCCGGGGGACUGGAGUGGUAUUGUAUUGGUACUGCACUUAUAAUCAUCUUGUGUGGAGCUGGAACUCGCAGCCGACGCUGAGGUUCAAGAUGCAGGGUGGUGACUUCAUGCUGUCCACAAAUAUACUGCUCUCUGGGAACGACUACAGGGAGGUGGCCCUGAUGUUCAAGUUUAUGGAAAUGGGAAUGGUGUCAGAGUCAACCUUCUUUCGAAUUCAAGAUUCAUAUUGUAAAGGACCAAUCCUGAAAUAUUGGGAGAAAACCAGAGCAGAAGUCAUCCAACGCUUGCGUCAGAAAGAGGGCGUGGUUCUUCUAAGUGAUGGAAGAAUGGACUCUCCUGGUCACUGUGCAAAUUUCUGCACUUAUACCACCAUCGAGCAGGAGUCAAGAGACAUUGUUUAUAUCGACUCUAUAGACAAGAGGAUGUGUGGUGGGGAUUCUGUUGUCAUGGAAAGAGAGUGUUUCUGCCGCAGCAUGGACGCUUUGCUCCCCGACCUGAAGAUCAAAGAAAUGGUCACUGAUGACCAUCCAGAGAUCUCAGCUUUGCUCCAUCCCGAGCAAGGCAAAUAUAAGGGCAUCCAACAUUCCGUAGACAUAUGGCACGCAGCAAAAAGUCUGUCCAAAAAGAUGCGACAGGCUGGGACUGAAAAGAAGCAGAAGGAAAUCCUGCUGUGGAGCCAGGAUAUACUCAACCAUUUCUGGUACUGUAGCAAGCAGGCAAAAACAGAGGAGCAUUUCAAGAUGAUGUGGGCUGGUGUCAUGCAUCAUGUCUGCAACAAACACUCAUGGGAUGCAGGAAGCUGUGAGCACGAGCCUCUCGCAGACGACAGUCAGGAUAAGCCCUGGAUGACUCCAGGCUCCGAAGCUCACCAGGUGCUGGCAGGAAUUGUCUUGGAGAAACAGUGGCUUACUCAGGUGAAGAAGUUCAUCAAUUUCAGGUCAACGUCAGACUUGGAAAGCUUCCAAAAUCACGUCAUGAUGUACACAGCAAAGCGUAUGUCAUACACACUGGACAUCUACAAAGCCCGCACCUGCCUUGCUGCCAUCGAUUACAACAAACAUAACCGGCGGGGACCUGCACGCAACAAGGACGGACACAAAAUGUACAGAAAGUCAUACAACAAAAAAACAACAACGUGGAGUGUCUACACAAUGAAGGAAAAGAAAUCCUACUCCUACAUCCCAGAGAUCCAGAGAGCCAUCCUUUCCAUGCGACUACGAAGUGGCAAAGGUCUUCCCCGUCGGGCGACCACGAGCCCAGAUGAUCCAGAGCAUCUGGGCCUCAUUGCACCGGUGGAAUCGUCCCCCACCUCUGAACUUGUCAUUCUCUUUCAGUGUCAGUGUUCGUCUCACGACAGUUCCUGCAGAAGUACCAGUGCACAGCAGUUCCUGGAGGAUUGGGAGGCGGGGAAUCCCUGGUGUCCUUUGAAGAACUCUCUGCAGAACGAUGUCUCGCUGUUCCCCAGUCAGAGAUUGAACUCUUUCCUAUAUUGAAACACAUAAAGCAAAACAAUUAUAUGAACAAUA